UAACACUGCUUCAUUUCUUAGUAAACAAAUAUGAAGAGUGCUGGAAGUAUGGGAAUCAACUAUAUGCAGAAAUUGCUAACGUCAAAUGUUCCAAAAGAAGUAGUCAAAAGAGGACAGGAUCGUGUUGUAGAGGCAUCUCUUACACUUAUUCGUGAAAGAGCAAAACUUAAGGGAGAGCUUGUUCGUGGACUUGGAGGUGCAGUAGCGUCAACGUCACUUCUUGGAAUUCCUCUGGGACACAACUCUUCAUUUCUCCAGGGCCCUGCAUUUGCUCCUCCUCUUAUACGAGAGGCUAUUUGGUGUGGCAGUACAAACUCCACAACUGAGGAAGGAAAAAUAUUAGAUGAUCAACGUGUCUUAACUGAUGUUGGUGAUCUGCCAGUACAAGAGUUACGAGACACAGGCAUAGAUGACGAUAGGUUGAUGAGUACAGUAAGUGAAUCUGUCAAGCUAGUUAUGGACGAGAAUCCAUUGCGCCCCUUGGUGUUAGGGGGUGAUCACUCUAUAUCCUAUCCUGUUGUAAGAGCUGUGUCUGAAAAGCUUGGAGGACCUGUUGAUAUCCUUCACCUUGAUGCUCAUCCUGACAUUUAUGAUGCAUUUGAAGGAAACAAAUACUCACAUGCAUCAAGCUUUGCACGAAUAAUGGAGGGUGGUUAUGCUCGACGCCUUUUGCAAGUUGGAAUUAGAUCAAUUAAUCUAGAAGGUCGAGAACAAGGAAAAAGGUUUGGUGUGGAGCAAUAUGAAAUGCGAACAUUUUCCAGAGACAGACAAUUUUUGGAGAAUCUGAAACUUGGUGAAGGUGUAAAGGGCGUGUAUAUAUCCGUGGAUGUUGACUGUUUGGAUCCAGCAUUUGCUCCUGGAGUAUCUCAUUUUGAGUCAGGCGGUCUCUCGUUCCGCGAUGUUCUAAACAUACUGCAUAACCUUCAAGGUGAUAUCGUUGGUGCUGAUGUCGUUGAGUACAACCCACAGCGUGAUACUGCUGAUGGCAUGACUGCAAUGGUUGCUGCGAAGCUGGUAAGAGAACUUGCUGCCAAGAUGUCCAAGUGACCUGCAGUAAUUUUCAAUUUUAACAAGCAAGAAGUACCAUGUAUCCUAUUAGUGUACUCAUCUUUAUGCGAAAAUAAGUGUUUAUUCACAUUAGGUAGGUCUGGCAGAUGCUCAGUUUCCUAUGGCAAGGGGGAUUGGGAUUAUCUGUAAACUUGCCUCCCAAAAUAAGCUAGUAUAUUUGCAGUUCCUUAUGAGUAACCUGUUGUUGUAAGUGACACUUGUAUCAUUUGGUAUGGAGUUUGUUGUGUAUGGAUGUUUUGAAUCUU
Messenger RNA from Solanum lycopersicum (tomato), 1313 nucleotides. RefSeq names its product arginase 2 (gene ARG2). Gene Ontology annotation, molecular function: metal ion binding; agmatinase activity. The record is from RefSeq and is a predicted model, not a curated record. Lineage: Eukaryota; Viridiplantae; Streptophyta; Magnoliopsida; Solanales; Solanaceae.